AGCCCCUGCCCUGCGCCUUGUCCUCUCUGUCCCCACGUGUUUUCGCCUGCGCUCAGAACCCCGGGUCUUCUCGGUGCCCAGCCGGCCCAGGCCUGGCCCUUCUCCCAGCAUCUUCAGCCGCCCGCCACUUGCCCCUCCCAUAACUCGUGGUGGGUGGGUUCCUGCUCUAGUGGAGGUGAUUUGGGAUUUCUCAUGGCGAAUUGUUGCUGAGGAGAGAUCCAUUUGUUGUGAUGUAAUAAAAGAAUGAAUCAAAAUAAAACCUCUAAAUGCAAGUAACCAGAAAAAUUACAACACAUCUCAGUGAAUUUGCAAGUGGUUCAUCUUUCCUUGUGGGUUGGCAGGCAGUCGUAGGACUGCAAAAUGGGUCUCCGGAUUCACUUUGUUGUUGACCCACAUGGUUGGUGCUGCAUGGGUUUGAUUGUCUUUGUGUGGUUAUACAAUUUUUUUUUAAUUCCCAAAAUUGUCCUCUUUCCUCACUAUGAAGAAGGACAUAUUCCAGGCAUACUGAUAAUAAUAUUCUAUGGCAUUGCCAUAUUUUGUCUGGUCGCCUUAGUGAGGGCCUCAAUCACCGAUCCAGGAAGACUCCCUGAGAACCCAAAGAUCCCACAUGGAGAAAGGGAGUUCUGGGAAUUGUGUAACAAGUGUAAUUUGAUGAGACCAAAGCGUUCCCAUCACUGCAGCCGCUGUGGCCACUGUGUAAGGAGAAUGGAUCAUCACUGUCCAUGGAUUAACAAUUGUGUUGGUGAAGAUAAUCAUUGGCUUUUUCUGCAGUUGUGUUUCUACACUGAACUUCUUACUUGCUACGCACUGAUGUUUUCUUUCUGCCACUAUUAUUACUUUCUUCCACUAAAAAAGCGUAACUUGGACCUCUUCGUUGUUAGACAUGAAUUGGCCAUAAUGAGACUAGCUGCCUUUAUGGGCAUUACAAUGUUAGUUGGAAUAACUGGACUCUUCUAUACACAACUAAUUGGCAUCAUCACAGAUACUACAUCUAUUGAAAAGAUGUCAAACUGCUGUGAAGAAAUAUCCAGGCCCCGAAAGCCAUGGCAGCAGACCUUCUCAGAAGUUUUUGGCACUCGUUGGAAGAUCCUGUGGUUUAUUCCUUUCAGGCAGAGGCAACCACUGCGAGUUCCCUACCACUUUGCCAAUCACGUCUAAACAGAUGGAUGGUGGGCACAGAUGGGUCCUCCAUGCUGGAAAUGCGUUACAGGUUUUCUGAUAAUAGAACUAUGACAGUCUUCAAGUCAAUUAAAAUCCACCCACCAAUCUUAGGCAUCAUAAUGUGCCCCAGGCUUUAUUUUAAUAGUGAUCUUGAUCCUGUUGUGGGACUAAUACAAGAUCUAUAUUUAAGUUUUAAAGCAUGUUUACUUUCAAAUUAGCUUUCCACAGGGAUUUCUUUAAAUGCUUUUGUUAUUAAAUUCAAAAGCAGUGAUGGGGAUGAAAUAAUGGUACAUAAUUUCUUUUAGUACUGACAAUGUUACAGAUUUUAAUUUAUAGGAAAUUUCGUAUGUUUAUUUGAAUUUUUCACUCUUAAGUAGUACUAACCAAAUCUGAAUUUAGUUCUUCAGGUUUUACAAAAGUUGAUACGCCUCAUAUGCAGAUUUUCUUUUUCAAAUACAGUUUAAAAUAUGUAAUACUUCCUUUUAUAUGUGCUGCAAGAUUUUUUAAAAUGCAGCAUAUAGGAAUGAACAACAACAAAAAAAUAAAAAUAGCAACAAAGUACAGUGUUUUCUUAGAAAUAGUUUUCUAAUGUUUUUUUCCUUCACCAAAAUUAAAAUAAAAACACUAUCAAACACCUACCUUUAUUUUAAAGUAAAGAUUAUUUUUUCCACAUUAACUUUUCCAUUUCUUUUCCCUGUACUCUUAUAAUUAUCGAUUGUUAAAAUAUUUGCUCCAAGGAGAAAUUUUUGACCAAGCAGGCAUGUAUUCCUAUUUUACCCUAAGAUUUUGUUGAGCAAAAAGGGUAAAGAAUUUGCAAUAAUUCCACAGACACUUUUUCUAGUGUAGCUAUAUUAGAAUGCAUAUGUUUUUAAAAUACUAGUAUAACUAGAUAAUAUAUAUAUAAUGUACAGUAUAAAGAGAAAUAUUGUGCUUUUGGAAAAAUAUGUAUACUUUCUACUUUUGUUUACCUACUAAUAGAUCUGAAAUUAUACCUUAAAGGUUUUUAUGUAAUAGAUAUUGGCCAACUAAUACUGAAAUUUUGUUUAUAGGAAGUUACUAAUAAAAGUAACUUUUAUGUACCUGUGAUCACCCAAAUUGAAAUUAAAUUUUAAUUGGCCAGCUAUAAUUUGGAUUGAGAGACCUUUUAUUAGUAGUUAAUGUUAGGAAAUGACCUUAAAAUAAGAAAAGAAUAACGAUGAUCUAUAUUCAUUAUUAGCCUUAUACAAAUUUAAAUUGCUAAUAGUGAUGGUCUCUUGAAAGCAUAGAACAUUGGUAUGAAAAAAUAUUUAGUAUGCUUUGAAAAAAAUUCAGUUUAAACCUUUUUCCAUUAGAAUACUGCAAAAUCCAUAUAUCUUUUUUUUUAAAACAUCGUGUGCUUACUGUCUUUCCCUUCAAGAAAAGAUUGAAGUGGUCCAGGGUUCUCGGAGCAUGUCAAUAUUUUCUUUUUAGUUAAUUUUGGUAGUAAGGAGUCAUACCUGAGAAAUCAUGAAACAGAAGGUUACCUUUGUCAGCUAGUUAACUAUGUGCUGUGAUUAGCUUUCGGAAAUUAUAAAUAUCUCCUAAAAUAAUAGAAUAAGCUCUUCUCAGAGAUAUAAGUACCAUGUCUUUCAUGUUCUGAUUACAAUGCUUUAUUAUUUAAAAACCUAAAAGUGGAAGAUGAAAAUAUUUAUUGGUGCUAAGAUGCAUAGUAAAUAUAAUAUAAGAAAUAUACUUAUAGAGCUUAAUGAACCACAAAAUUAGUAUGUUCAUCCCAGGUGAAUGGGUUGGGUUUUGUGCAAGAUAACAUACUGACCAAAUUUGGCCUGGUGACAGAGCUGUUUAUGUAUUGAUAAUGUAGAUAGAUGUCAGUUGAAUGCCUUAUGCUGUAUACAUUCCUUUCAAAUGAAGACCUUGAGAGAAUAGCAAAACCAAGUGGAGCCCCCCUCAAGAGCUUUAUGGAUGUAUUUAUACUUCAUUUAGGAGCAGUAGCUACCUUGAAAGGUACCAGAGGGAUACUCAGUGCCAACCUCUGCCUCAGUGUUGAGAACCAGAGGUGGUCUCUUUCCCACUCUGAGGGUUUCUGGUUUCCUUAGAUAUCCUACUUAUAAAGUAUAUUCUCCCCCCUUCUUUCGCUUUACUCUCCCUGGUCCUGAUCCCUCUAUUCCUGAUUCCUCUAAGUUACUAUAAUACGAAUUAAUACACUAGGCAAGGUAUAUAUUUAUUUUUUCUUGAAUGGCAGAAGUGCUCUAUAUUAAUAUAUUUAUAUACGAAUCUAUAUUAAAGUACAUCUAUAUAUACUUAGGCUGUAACUUUCAGUAUUUCCAAGUUAGCACACCUGACUGGGUUUUGUAAUUCUUGUUAGACAACGUGAAAGAAACCAACUGGAAGUCUCCUGGGGAGUGCAUAAACUCUGGUGUUCUCUCUGCGCCCUCUUUUGGCUAGUUGCUGUAAUUAUACUGGCUCUAGAGAUUUAUUGCCCCACCGGUGAAUUGGAUAGCCCAAUUCUGAACAUUUCAGAGGUAUAAACUUAAGGGAAGUGUAUGUACAAAAAUGUAGGAUGUUAUGAAAACGAGUGUGUUCCUCUUUAUGAUUUUAGUGUCUAGUUCAUACAAAUGUGACAGCUUUGCUUCAUUUGUGUACAUUCGUAUAUUUUUACCAUCAAUUACAAAUUAUAUCAGACCAGAAUAAAUAAAUAUAGACCAUUUCAUUAACCUUAAUUUGAACCUUAUUUUGGCAAAUUAAGUCCUUGGAACUAAAAAAACCAUUACCUUAAAAUCAUCAAUUUAUUACCAAACAGAAAUUUAUUGUAGUCGCAAUGAAAGCAAGUAUCUAAUAUGUUUUACUGAAUAUCUGAAAAAAAAUACAUUUAGUUUUUUAAAUCCCAGUUUUGGAAUUUUUUUUAAAUUGAUCCAAUUACAUUAAAAUAAUUAGAGAUUAAUCAUUCUUUCUAUACUUUUCAUUCUUUUUAACUUUCUUACUCUGAGUUAAAGCAGUUGCUUUAGUAGACAAUUUAUUAUGUAUUCUAGAUAACCAUUAAACUAACGAUGUUGAGCAUUAGAAAAUAAUUAUGAGGAAUUCCCAUUGUGGUGCAGUGGAAACGAAUCCGACUAGGAAGCAUGAGGUUUCGGGUUCAAUCCCUGUCCUCCUUCAGUGGUUUAAGGAUCUGGUGUUGCCGUGAGCUGUGGUGUAGGUCACAGAAGUGGCUCAGAUCCUUCAUUGCUGUGGCCGUGGCACAGGCCAGCAGCUGUAGCUCCAGUUAGAUAGACCCCUAGCCUGGGAACCUCCGUAUGUCACAGGUGUGGCCCUAAAAAGCAAAAGAAAAUAAUUAUGAGCAGUGAGAUUACUAAUGUAAUCUGUAUAUUGGAUGAAGUAUUUCCUUAUAAACAUUCCAUUUCAUUUUAAGCAGAAUGUGUGUUCAAGAAUAUUUUACAUCAGCGAAGUGAUUAAUUGGACUUCUGGAAACGAAAGAUUUUUAAGUAGUUAUUGUAAGUCAGUACAUUUUAAUAAUGAUAUUUGUUGCUGUUUUCUGCAAAAAUGUUCAUGAGCUCAAAACUGUAGGCAAAAAUUGAGUUUAGAAUUUUAAAAAUAUUAACCAAUGUUCCAUUGUAAGAAAAAUACUACUUUAAGAGUCGCAUUAAAAAUAUUUGUGGUUAUCAUGAGAGAUAGGUAUAUUUAAAAUAUUAAUAUGUUAUUCACUUUUAACAGAAGAAAGCAUGGUUUAAUUUUAAGUAAUAGAAGUAGAGAACAUAAGCAUAGAUAAAGUUUAGUGUAACAGCUAAGUUAAAACUUCUGUCAGAAUAAACAUCAGUGAAUGUUUGCUAAUGCUUAGAGGUAAUUUUCUGUAAGGAUGGUGGCUAGUUAUAAUAGCUAUUCUUCAUCAGGCAUUUUCAUGUCGCUUUAGUACAGAUAAUUAGGUGAAGGUAUGUUUCACCCAAAAGGAUGUAUUAAUUCUGAAUGCUAAUCCUGAAGACUUGAGUUAGGACAACACCUUCACCCAGGAAGUAGAAAGUAAUUUAAAUUAUAAAUUAUAACCAUGUAAAUUUCUGUGUGUUCGAUAAUAGAGCCGUUUGAAUGUGCUUACAUCUGUCGCUAUAAAAUCACAGGUAUCCAGCUCUGGUUUACAAUGGCAUUAAUAUUAACAGAGCUGCUAGUCUCUCCCUGGACUUUUCUCUAGUCUCUCCCUUGUGCUUCAUGUAUGAAUAAACUACUUAGCUCAAGUUUACUGAACUAUUGCUGCUUCAUCAAAUAAGUUUGUGACAUGACCUCUAAUAUAUGUGAUAUUGCUAGAAUUUAUUUGGUAAAAUUUACAUUUAUGAACAUUAAAUAAUUUAUUGAUAGAUAUUAAGUAUUAGAUUUUCUCCCCAAUUCUACUGCUAUUGCUUUUAAAAAUACAAGUGUCGGCAAAUGUAGUUAGUAAGUCAUAAUGUUUAGUAUGUUCUACUUGCUCGUGUUGUUAACCAUAUAAUUAACGAAUGAAUGAGUGUGUUAUUUAAUGUCCACAUUUGCUACUUUCAAUCCUAAGAGUCCGCUGAACCUAGCCAUUCUCAGUGGAAUUCUAGAAUAUUCUUCAGUAGAAUGUUAGAAAGUAAUAGAACCAGCUUGCUUGAAGUAUUUUGAACCAGUGUUGUUAUUCUGUAUAUCAGUCAAUAUUUAGUGUUUCUGCCGCCUGUGGGAUGAUGACGGUUUAACUUUAGGAAGUUGUUUUCUCUGAUGUCUCCUUUCAUUAUCAUUGUGCAAUUUUUAACAACAAAAUUUACCACAUUUUUGUGUGUUCUUCAGAUGUUGUAUUACUGCCUGCUAGUGCUAAUUUGAAACAAAUAAUAAUGGUAUUUAAAAUUCUUAUGUCAUUGGUAUUACCAGUAUUUUCCAUUAGCAUUAUAUUUUUUAUUAUUGUUAUUUUUCUUUUUCAUUUGUCAGCCAUAGAGGACAGGCACUAAUGAGCAGUGAGUAGCCAAAACUGAAUACAGAGAGUAGAAGAACUUAUUAAGAUAGAGAGAAGGCUAGACAGAACAUGUAUAAUAAGCAUCUCAGCAGCUGGGUUUACUGGAUACAGUGUCUGUGACAUCAGAGAAUUCCUGCUACAAUCAUUUUAGCCUUAUCUCUUGUUGAUACUGUUUUACUGUAAGAGUUGUUAAUGCAUGUAAGCAUUUAGUUUGAGUUAUUUCAUCUAAGGAACUUACUUUGCUGAUUCUCUUCAGCUCUUCAGAUGCCUUUGGGAAAUUAUUUUGCAUUUUAAAUAUCGUAAUUGCGUAGUGUAUGCAAACAUGAAGUGUCAAGAAUUAUGUCAAAGUGCAGCUAUUUAAUGCCAAGGAGAAAUGAAUAGGUUGCCCAAAAUUUGAUUGACAAACCUAGGACCUUUCCUAAUGCAGAGAAAGGAUACUAAAUGUUACAGUAAAACUGUCAAUAGAGGAAGUGAUUUUCAUAUUAAAAUUUGGACUGUUUUGGAGUUUUUGAUAUCUGGAAGGUCUCCAUAGCUAUUGGUGUUUUGAAUCCCUGUAACAUAUAAUGUGGUACCACACUUGUUCAGUACGCUGGUCUUUUUGGUAUUAAUAGCUUUAUAUAUAACCAGAGAUGUGGACACAACAGCAGCAACAAAAGGUAUAUUUCUUUUUAUGCCUCUGCUUGCCUGUUUUAAGCACAGGGUUUAACUGCAUAGCCUCUUAACUAAAGAGAAAGCUUGUCUGCAUAAGCUCUGUGUUCUUGCCAAUGUGUGUUGGGUGAUAUUUGAACUACUGGUGCCUGAAGUUAGUAUUUUACAACCUCAACAACUAAAACAUCCCGGUGCUACUCACUUUAGCAUUGAGUGACAUAUUUAAUUCCUGUACCAAAGAGUUAAUUUUCUUUUUGGUUCACUGAGAGUUUUCUUCUCACAUCCUUAUGUUUAUAAAGUAGAAUUAAAUGCUACUAAGAACAAUUUUGAUUAACAGUUAUUGCACACUGCUAAUUCAAUUUAGUUGGCUUUAAAUGUCUCUAGUUUGGACUUUUUUUGAGUUAGGAAGAUAAGUGUGGUCUUUUUUGGUAUGGAUUAACUACUUUAAAAAGUAAUUUAAUAGGUUGAAUUUCCAAAAAAUAACUGAAACACUUUACACAAGAUUUUUUUUUUGAUUUUUUUCUCCAGUAAUAAAUAAGAAAUAAUAGGAACUCUAUUUUUAUUUCUACAAAUGAACUUUAUAGCUUAUUGGGCCCUUUUAAUAAAUUCUUGAACAAAAGCUAGAAGGUAAAGUUAGGGCCCAUUCUGACUACAAAUGAAGAAUUCUGCCUCUGCAUAUGUGUGUGUGUGUGAGAGAGAGAGAGAUUGUUAGUGGUAUUAAAGAAUGAUUUGCCAUUUGACUAUUUUGCAAAUAAAGAUGAAGUUAAAUAACACUUUAAAAAGUAUACAUGUAACGCGUGCGCACACACACACUUGCCCACGAGGAAUUGCAAAACAUUGAUUUAAACAAAACUAGUAGCAAAUUGAACUUCUCUCUCACACAAACACACACACAAGCCUGGAUAUUGUUACUCACUUUAUAUACAUUAGAGUUAAGAGUAUUUUAAAAAUUAAUUCUGCUUGUGAUUCAUUUUAAACUAAUGGGAGAAAAAUCCUUUAGAACUAAUUGUAAUUGUCCAAAAGUAAUACUGCUACACGUGCUAACCUGGUUCCCUAAUUUUCCCCCUCAGACUUUUAAAACACGCCUUUAGUUUCUUUAAAAAAAGCCUGCAGCUGAAAUGAUUAAAAAUUCUGGCCAGAAGGUGAUAGUGUGUAUGCAUUGGAAAAGUAGACAAUCACAUGUAAGAAUGUUUUGCAUUAUUUUCAAUCAACUAAAGUCAAUCUAUCUUUGAAUAUAACUACAAUAUAUGGUUUUGCAGUGAAUUCUGAAUGGAUAAAAAAAUCAAGACUGAACCUCAUGUGAAAUAUGACAGGAUCAUUUGAAUGAUAUCUAGAAAUACAGAUGUACAUAUUUUUAGGGAUAAAAGAAAAUUUGAAAGCAAAAUGGAAAGAAACAACAUUGUCUCUAAUUGUUAAACAUAUACUUUCUAGAUUUUGUUGCCAAAAUAUCAGUUCUGAGUUUUUCAACUUGUCUAUGUGUUGUUUAAAUUAAUGUGGCUGAGUGCAAUUAUUUGUUCAAGUUAAUGGGUACUAAAAAGUUCACAGCUAUCCUCUGUUCUCUAGACAUGAAUUUUAAAAAUUUUCUACUUUAGCGUAGGUACAAUAAAGCAACUAAAUGAUAAAAAAAGAAUAUUCUCCACAAUUGGAGAAAUUCAGACAAGUGAUUUGCAAGUCCUAACUGAGGGAAUAGAACAGGCUGUUGGGAGGACUGAGCGUACAUGAUCCUGCUUCUGUAAGCUUUAUGUCCCUGCAUUAGUCUUUUUAAAUGUCACUGGCCAAGAUUAAUGAAUAGGCAAAAUUUGUGAUAUUUCAAGGCUCCUAAAAUUUUGUGUCAACCUCACGUGUCUAAUAUUAUAUCCCUAAAAUAAAAGACUUUUAUUUCCAUAGCGGUAUGUUCCAAGUACCAUGUGAAGAUCCUGUACUUAAAUUCAGGCAUUUUUUUCACUCAGUGGGUAUGUUUAAAUGUGAGUGCUGUUUUGCUGCAUGUCUGCUAUUUUACCUUGUCAGUUCCUCUAAGAGCAUUUAAGGAAAAAUCUUCACUAACAUUUCUAGUGCUAAAAGAAAUAAGGAAAAUAGUAGUUGAGAGGUAUGACAAUAGAUAGAGAAGGAAGUGGGAGCCAUGUAUCUGAGAUUUGCUAGUUUAAAUGAAAAGUCUACACUGGUUCUUAAAAAUGAAGAACAAACCAUGUAUCUACCUUAAGAACAAUGUUUUAUUUUGUUUUUAAUUUAUUUUAAUGUUUCAGUUUUAUUCAUGUAAUAUUUCUAUAUUUCUUUACAGAUUGUUUUUAAUUUAAAUUGUGGGAUUUUUUUACUUCUCCUGAAAUGUAUUAUGUACUGUAUUUUUAGAAAUCUUAUUUUUAAAUAAAUAUUUUUUAAAAACAUAGGA
Molecule: messenger RNA, 9116 nt
Organism: Sus scrofa (pig)
Lineage: Eukaryota; Metazoa; Chordata; Mammalia; Artiodactyla; Suidae
Source: RefSeq, a predicted model, not a curated record